This is a messenger RNA of Penaeus vannamei (Pacific white shrimp), 2274 nucleotides long. NCBI's taxonomy places the organism in Eukaryota, Metazoa, Arthropoda, Malacostraca, Decapoda, Penaeidae. The record is from RefSeq and is a predicted model, not a curated record.
AUUGUUGUCUCUUCUUUCAGACUGCAAUGAGUGAGGAUAUAGACGAACGACAUCCGUCUGUGCAUUGAUCAGGUGCCACGUAACCCGACAGUCAUGGCGCGGUGAGGUGGAAAAUGGAGUGAGGGCAGGGAGUGUUGUGGCACCUCAAGAUGGACCACUUGGCCCCUACCUCGGGGGUCAAUUGGUAUACCAAUUGUAAUGCCUUUGGGGAGUUACUGGGAAAUCCUCAGAUUCCUCCCAUGGAAUUGGGAGGGGUGGAGGUUAGUCGGCAGUUUAUUCCACAAUUGCACAUGCACUAUACCACACCACAGAUAUCAACUGGGGGUGUGCAUUAUGUGCAGGACCCUCGUAACCUUCACAGUCCUGUUGUUGAUGAGACACAGAUUAGUCAAGAUGAAACACCACCAACACUAAAUCCUGGGCUUCAGCCAAGAGCACGCCCAGCUUUAGGGGAGAAGAUUACUUGUCAAGAGUGUGGUGCCACUUUUGCUUGUGGAGCAAAUCUAAGAAAUCACAUGAGAAUACAUACAGGUGAACGGCCUUAUGUUUGUGAGGAAUGUGGUUUGUCUUUCACACAACGCUCAAAUUUGCGGAGUCAUAAACGUGUACAUACCGGUGAACGGCCUUAUAUGUGUGGAAUAUGUGGUCAAACGUUUGCGCGGUCUUCCCAUCUACCAGGACACAUGCGAACACACACUGGGGAAAAACCUUUUAAUUGUCCUCAGUGUGGCCGAUCAUUUGCAACCAACCAGAUUAUGAAAAAUCAUAUGAGGACACACACUGGGGAGAGACCCUUUGUGUGUGAUGUAUGUGAUGCCACAUUUGCUCAGAGUUCAUGUCUAGCCACUCACAGGAAAAUUCAUACAGGUGAACGUAAUUUCAAGUGCAGCCAGUGUGGAAAGGCAUUUAUAUCAAGAUCAGGCUUGCAGACACAUGAGAGGGUCCAUACUGGUGAAAAGCCUUACAGAUGUGUGAAGUGUGACAAAUCUUUCAAAACUUCCUCAUACCUUUCCAAACAUAAGCAAAAAUACUGUGGCAACAAUGGAUACAAGAACAGGGUUAGACAGCCAGAUGCAAAAAAGCCAGGUCGUAAGCCGGGAGGCAACAAAAAAGGGGGCAGUAAGACAGGAAACAACAAAAAGAUUAGUAAGUCAAAAAAGGCUGCAAAGUCGCCUGUAAGACCAGUAAAGAGAAGCAGACCCAAACGUCUGCAGAGAACAAGAAGGUAUGUAGACAGUGAGUCAGAGGGAGAAGGAAUAGAUGAACUGACGGCUGUUGACCAGUUAGGUGGAUCAGAAUCCUCCUUGGUGAAGAAAAGUAAUAAAUCACUAGAGAUGAGCUCAAAGGAAGAACAUGAGAAUGAGAAGCAAGAUACAGUUGCUGAGACAAAUGAACAGCAACAAGACCAGGAAGAUUCUUUGGCAUUUGAAGAUAAUGACAGAGAAUAUGAUGAAAGCUGGCAUGCCAUAGAUAGAAAGUUCCCUGAAGAUAUGGAAGCAUAUGGAGAUGGGGAGAUGAAACCCUACGAAGACAGCAAUUUUGAUCUUCAGGAAUCUCAUACACAAAUUCCUCAGGUUCACAACCAGCUCCUACUUGCAAAAGGUAUGAAUACCCUCAAGGAAGAGCUAGAGCAGGGAUUCCCUGAAACUUCUCCCCACACAACAGUAACUCUAGAAGGGCAUCCAACUUCACUGGCAGCUGUACACGACCGGAUCUCAGAUGUGCUUCCUCCUGAUGCCAUCCAAGCCACAGAGGAUCAGCAGCUUAUAUAUGUUCCUAGAAAGAGUUCAACUGCUUGGUAUUCUAGAAAUUUUGUAUAAUGAAAUACUUCUUACUACAAUUCUGCUCAAAAAAGAAAGUCUGUAAGACUUUUAUCUUUCUUUUUUUAAAAGAAGUGAAAUUUUGAUGUACAAAUGUUUAGUGUUUGAAUUUCACAAUCAAAGUUUUAUACUUGGUAUUUUUUUAUACAACUGAUUGCCUAAUACCUAGAGAUAAUUAUUUUUUCAUAUGAUGUACUGGUAACUGCAAAUAAGGUGAAAGUACUAAUAAGGAGAGGUUUAAAGUGUAAAUAGAACAGGGAGUAUAAUGACUAAUAGCAAGUACUUUAAGAAAUGUUUGAAAUUUUGAUGAAGAAGCAUUUGCUCACUGAACUGUUUGAAAUGUGAAUUGAAUGUUAUGAAAAUACAGUUCAAAAUGCCUCUAGUUUUUAUUUAAUAUAAAUGUAGCAUUUGAUUUUAAUGUUGGAUAUAUUUUUAAUACAAUUAAUGAAAUUUC